Effrenium voratum is the source of this 1121-nucleotide messenger RNA. The record is from the annotation of a GenBank genome assembly. NCBI's taxonomy places the organism in Eukaryota, Dinophyceae, Suessiales, Symbiodiniaceae.
GCAGCUUUCCUAAUACGCCACCCCGGCUCGCGGGGUUCCCGCAUUCCCGCGGACAGCGGACCCACGCGGACCGAACAUGCUCAGGGCUGUGUUGGGCGUGGCGCUCUUCUGCCUGGGCGCCUUGUGCUACGCGCUGCUGGGGAUCUUGUCGCAGCUGUCCAAGUCCCCGGAUGGCUCCUAUGGCUAUUCCCUGCCGAGCGUGGUGCUCCUGGCGGAAUUCACCAAGCUUUGUUUUAGUGUCGGCUUCUUGCUGGCGGAGGAUUUGUCCCCGCAGCAGGCGCUGAAGGACGUUGUGGGCAAAUCCGGAUGGUCAUGGCUAGCCUUCGCCCUCCCAUCAGUGCUCUAUUCGCUGAACAACAACCUGGACAUGCUGAACAAUCAGCACAUGGACCCGGCUACGGAGCAGGUUCUGGUCCAGGGCAAGAUCCUGACCACCGGCCUUGUGUGGUGGUGGGUCUUUGGACAUACCCUCGGCCCGCGGAAGUGGUGCAGCUUGGUGCUCCUGUUUGCAGGCACUGUGUCUGCGGGAUGGCCUCGCGAGAGUGAAGGUAAGAGGGAGCAUAUGCACAUCGACACGGUGGGAGUCUUCCUGGUGAUGAUCUACGUUUGGGUGAGCGCGUCCGCGGGGGUCUAUAACGAGUGGCUGUACAAAGGCGUGGGCAAGGACGAGAGCAUCCACGUGUGCAACAUCCGCUUGUACAUCAUCGGCUGUGCUGUGAACCUUGCAGCGCAUCUCGCUCAUCACCCCCUGGGUAGUCUCCUCACUUUGACUGCGGGAUACAACCGCUACUGCUGGGCCCUGGUUGCCACUUACUCCCUCAUGGGACUCCUCAUUGCGCAGGUCAUGAAGUUCUUUGACAGCAUCGUGAAGCUGUUCAUCUCCGGGUCUUCCAUGUACGUCUCCGCGGUGCUGUCCUGGGCCAUCUUCGGCUAUGCGCCCACCUGGAACUUUCUGGCCGGCAUGGCACUGGUCACAGUUGCCAUGGCCCUGUUCAACUUCGAGCGCAUUGAGGCAUUGCUGAAGGCUAAGACGGCCUGAGGCUAAGCCAAAAGGAUCCCUCGGGCGCCCCGGGGCCCCGACCGCCGGGCAACGAUUGCGCGCCGAUUCCGAGCGAUCGGAG